AUGCUGUAUAGUCACAUUCAAGGCACCCUACUGCCACAUGCUGCUAACCAGCUCACCUCGUUGAAUGAGGUUGUAGCGAAACUGAGCAGGGAGAGGAAGAGGAAUGCCUUCACUGGGGGGGAUGAUGGUGAUGAUGAUGAUGAUGAUGAUGAUGAUGAUGAUGAUGAUGAUGAUGAUGAUGAUGAUGAUGAUGAUGAUGAUGAUGAUGAUGAUGAUGAUGAUGAUGAUGAUGAUGAUGAUGAUGAUGAUGAUGAUGAUGAUGAUGAUGAUGAUGAUGAUGAUGAUGAUGAUGAUGAUGAUGAUGAUGAUGAUGAUGAUGAUGAUGGUGGUGGAGUGAUGUGGGGUGAUGUGGAGAGAAGAGGGGUGGAGAGAGGUACCAGUGGCAGAGUCAAAGAGGGCGCGUGCGAGCUGCUGGCCACAGAGAGGCGCGAAGAGGUUGACCGGGGAGAGAGGGGGGGAUGGGAGGCAGCAGCAGCAGCAGAGACACUGCAGCUUGGGCAGGCAGUGGCAGCAAAGGAAGGAAGAGGAACGGGAGGAGGAGAAACGGGAGGAGGAGGAAAAACGGGAGGAGGGGGAGAAACGGGAGGAGGGGGAGAAACGGGAGGAGGGGGAGCAGAAGCCAUUAGCAGAGGCAAUGUCGUCAGUAUCAACUCCGGUUUCCCGCAGCUCCCCUCCUCUCCCUCUUGA
Closterium sp. NIES-65 is the source of this 687-nucleotide messenger RNA. NCBI's taxonomy places the organism in Eukaryota, Viridiplantae, Streptophyta, Zygnematophyceae, Desmidiales, Closteriaceae. The record is from the annotation of a GenBank genome assembly.